Messenger RNA from Paraglomus brasilianum, 1452 nucleotides. The record is from the annotation of a GenBank genome assembly. NCBI's taxonomy places the organism in Eukaryota, Fungi, Glomeromycota, Glomeromycetes, Paraglomerales, Paraglomeraceae.
AUGGAAGGCAGAUCAAGCAAACUGCCGUCAUUCCGCAAACCCACUCAUGCACUUCGCCCCGGUUACUACUACGGCUAUCUAAAUAAUGAUUUAGUAUUUCAGCGGAGGUCGGCUGGAUCUGUCUUGCAGUUAAUUCGGAAAAAAUGGGGUUAUGUUCUCUUUGUCGUUACCAUGAUAAUACUAGUAACUGCAAGGAUAAGAUUGACAAAACCACCCGAUCCUUUCGAAGAAACACCAGCCAUGACAGGCCAUUCCUCCCCUCAACAACCACAGAAACCCCGCCCACCACCACUGUUCUCCACAUUCACCGACAACUAUCCCAAACAAUUAGCUGUUUUAAUAGUACCCACAACAAAUACUUCGCUCAGUACUUAUUGUCGGGCAAUAGUCGAUACAUGGGGCAAAGUUGCUAGGUCUAACAAGUCGCUCAAGCCCAAAAUACUGAGCGACGAGCAGAACAAGUUUAAAACAGUUACCAAGGCUCUCCAUUUCCUGUAUUCUUAUCAUCUGGAUCAUUACAAUUACUUUUUAAAAGUGACCGAUCGAACCUUUGUUCGUCUACCCCGCCUUCUUGACCACUUGAACUCUUUAAAAUCUCCUACUCAUCCUCGACUAAUAGGUAAUCCUCAGCUGGACCCUCUAUCAGAUAUAAAAUUCUGUUCAACCGCAUCUGGAUACAUCUUCAGUAAAGGCCUUCUUGCCAUUGCGGGUGCUCAUCUUCCAUUUUGUCUUGAAGAGGAAGGCUCAGUGUCUGAGGAGAAAGCAAUGAGCAGAUGUCUGACAGAACACGUGCCCAAAUUUGAGGGAUGUCAGCAUCUGCCGACUGGGACUGGACGUGAGUUGUUGAGCUUGCGUCCAGACGACGAGGUUUCUUGGAACAUGAUGAAUCAUCCUGAGGAGACUUUUGAUGAUGGAUUUGUGGAUGCAUGGCGUUUUUCAACAGUUGUUACUGUUGGCGAGGUUAAUUCCGUCAAUUUAUUAUUUAAGCUAAACGAUAGAUACGGCGUGGGUGGAAAAUAUGACAAGUUAUCAAUGGACAAGGCUGCUUUUCCGUCUCAGCAUUUGACGAAUUUGAGACCAGUGGCUGCCAAACACGAUAACGAGAACGUGCCUAAAAAGUUAGUUUACGAGGAGAAUGAGGAUGGCGAUAAAAAUCCUAAUCACGACGACGGCGUAGAAGAUCGUGGUGCUAAUUAUUACAACGACGACGGCGUAGAAGAUCGUGGUGCUAAUUAUUACAACGACGACGAUGCAGAAGAAAUACGCGAUCUUGUUGACAUCAACGACGAUGCGGAAGAUGUACGUGAUACGAAUUACAAUAACGACGAUGCAGAAGAUGUACGCGAUACUAAUUAUAACAACGACGCAGAGGAUGUACGCGAUACUAAUUACAACAACGACGAUGCAGAAGAUGUACGCGAUACUAAUUACAACAACGACGAUGCAGAAGAU